Glossina fuscipes is the source of this 1388-nucleotide messenger RNA. RefSeq names its product epidermal retinol dehydrogenase 2. Bases 390 to 1364 code for a protein of 324 amino acids. Gene Ontology annotation, molecular function: oxidoreductase activity, acting on the CH-OH group of donors, NAD or NADP as acceptor. Lineage: Eukaryota; Metazoa; Arthropoda; Insecta; Diptera; Glossinidae. Gene Ontology annotation, cellular component: lipid droplet. The record is from RefSeq and is a predicted model, not a curated record. The transcript is spliced from 4 exons.
UUAAUAUGCUUUGUCCCAAGGAACAGACCACUUUUUUGAGUACUUACCAUACAACACCUGAUUUUGAUAAGCCAUUAAUAGCGUAGUGUGUUUAAUGACGACAGUAAGGCUUUGAAAUGGUGCCGAUAGUGUUUAUGUUAAGAACUACAUAAUGACCAAAGAAUAACUUUCGUUACUUUUGAAUUUGCUUGCAUUGUCGGGCAAGGAAUAAAUUUGCAUAUAAAAGUUUUCUUACAUAUAUUUUACAUUUAGGAAUUCAAAGUCCAUACUACAUGCACUGAUACAAAGAAAUGACUAAUUGACAAUUUAUUACGCUCAAUAGGUUUUAGAUGAAUAAAUCCUUUCAAUACAAUAAAAUUGAAAAAAAAAGACUAAAAUAAAAACAAUUAAUGAUGGCAUCGGAGAUCCUGCAUAUGGAAAAUCCUUUUAAGGCUGUAAUGCAGUUAAUAAUCGAUUUAAUAAUUUUCUGGUUAAAAGCGAUCUUUUACACGUUGGAAUCAUUGUAUUAUACAUUAGCGCCUAAUCGACUAAGAAAAUUAAAGGACAUUUCUAGCCAAAUCGUUUUAAUUACCGGAGGAGGAGGAGGGGUUGGCCGACUUUUAGCAUUAAGAUUUGCAAAAGCAAAUGCGAUAAUUGUUGUCUGGGAUAUAAAUAGAGAAGCUAUUCAGACUACAAUUGAUUUGUUGGCAAAGUAUGGCAUCCACAAUUGCACUGGUUAUACUGUCGACAUCUCUAAUCGCGAAGAAGUGUACCGAAAGGCUGAACAAACAAUAUCUGAAGUUGGACAUGUAGAUAUACUUGUGAACAAUGCCGCAAUUGUAUGCUGUCGACCAUUUUGGGAUUUACCCGAUCGUGUUAUACAAAACACAUAUAACGUUAAUAUAAUUGGGCAAUACUGGACUGUAAAGGCGUUUUUGCCCUAUAUGAUGCAUAGAAACAAUGGACAUAUCGUCACAAUUAGUUCUGUUACCGGAAUGUUAGGCACAUACGGUUGCGUAGACUACAGUGCCACCAAAUACGCCUGCAUAGGUUUCCAUGAGAGUCUUUUCACUGACUUGAAGACUCACGGUUAUCACGGCAUUCAAAUGACGCUUGUCUGCCCGUAUUACAUUAACACAGGAAUGUUCAACGGUGUUCGUCCGCGACUAGUUCCGAUGCUGGAACCCCAAUAUGUAGCCGACAAGAUUGUUGACGCUGUUCGCAAAAAUGAGGUUUGGUGCGUUUUGCCAAAUUCCAUACGCUUGCUAACGCCGUUGAAAUGCUUAUUGCCUGCAAAAGUAUGUUGGGAAUUAAUGUCCCGUGUGAUUCGUGGACCCGAUUCAAUGAUGAUGUUUGAGAGAAGAGGUUGUUUGGCCACUGGUUGAUUUACUCAUUCAAAAUUCGCCUAU